AUGGGCAAGGACUGUGAGUCCGCAAACGAUACUAGUAUAUCAGAGGAUGGAGACAGUGCUGUUGACAGUUUGACGAAAAUGGGUGUCGGUGAUGGCCAGGAAACUCUGGAGAAAAGCAGCGAAUCCCUAGUAGAAGAAGCAGAAGAAGACAGUGCCACGAUGACAACGGAUGAUGCUUCCAGCAGUCCUGGCAAAGAUCUUGAAGAAUCUGCUACUAGCAAGGAUGCAUCCAAAUUAGUGCCGCAGCAGCAACAUCUCCAAACUCCACACUGUAGUACCACCAGAGCCUUGGGCGGCAUUUUUACGGUUGAUCAAAUCACGGAAUCGGGAAUCGACGCAACAGCUCUCUCGCCCAGAGGAGCACCACAACCACCCGCCGCAGUUCCGGGAGCCUUUCACGUGGUUGGCAGAGAGAGCACGACCCAUAAUAUGCCACCGGAAGGAUCCCUCCAUUUGGACAACACUCUGCGGCGACCUCCACGACAGACGGAACAGAACACAGACUCCCAACCAGGUGCUUUUUCUUCCUCCCCCAACGCUGGCAGCCUUGCACGAGGCAGCAAUCACAGCAACAGUAAUGGCAGGGGUGGGAGUGUCAACCCUUUGCAGCUCCUAGAAGACACUGGAUUGGUACGAGCCAGACGGAUUUCCGACCAGCGCAUUCACGGAUCAGCGGAACCGGUGGAUUUGGAAGCUCAGGAAGCCACUCGCCAAGAACGGAAAAACAUGUCAAACUUGAAGAUCACUGCUGGUUUGUGUACUGUCGUCUUGGUCAUUAUUGUGGUGGUUGUUGCCUAUUAUUUGGCAUCUGGUGGAGGAAACAACACUGACACUGAUGUGGCCAAGAACCAACCCUUAGUAGCAACAGCAAAUAAUGAAACUCGUCCACCAGAGGACAUCAACAACAGCACCAUCAUGAUGCUGGAUUUGCCAAUGGAACUCCCCCAAGCCACCAUUGACACGAUUCUCCAAGAUGUCAAUGGAACCACUCCACAGUACAAGGCAUACAAAUGGAUCCAACAAGACCCUUAUCUGGCCAAUUACUCUCAUGAUGAAACCCGCCUCCGCCAGCGCUUUGCAGCGGCCACAUUCUACCAUGCCACCAAUGGAGAAACCUGGACAGAACAAGGAGGUGGCACUGUCACCAUCACUAUUGACGCUCCAAAUAAUAAUGCACUCCAGCAGUUGAGCGUCAGUGGUGCUGUUACCGUUGUUGUGAAUGUCACUUCGUCCGGAACCCUGCAAAAAGUAAACAUCACGUCGGAACCAUGGCUCUCCUAUGGGACCCAUGAAUGUUCGUGGUUCAAUACUGCCACCAAAGCAAGCAAACCGUUCUGCAGAGAUGGGACCUUUGAAAACUUUGAUAUUGGCAAAAACAAUCUUACUGGGACUAUCCCAGAUGAAAUUGGUCUCUUGACCACAGCCAAGGCUGUCAAGUUGGGAUGGAGUAUGCUUCAAGGCACGCUGCCAACCCAAUUUGGUGUCUUGACCAAUCUAGAAGAGCUCCGGGUCUUUCGCAGUGAAGUACGAGGUAUCAUCCCCUCGGAGCUUGGCUUGCUGUCUGACACCCUGGAGCAAAUAUCUUUGAUCCAAAAUAGAUUGACUGGGAGCCUGCCUUCCGAGUUGUGGCAGCUUACCAAUGUCGACGACAUUGCCGCCAAUCGCAAUUCCCUAUCAGGAACCCUUCCUUCUGAUAUUGGAUUCAGGAUGCCCCAUCUCCGAAGGCUUCGAGCCAAUGACAAUCAGUUGAGUGGAGUGAUCCCUUCCAGCCUGGGUCUGUGCACAGACCUGACCGUUCUUGAUUUGGCCAAGAACCAACUUACUUCAUCCAUCCCCUCCGAGUUUGGAAGUUUGGGCUUGAAGGAACUGGUCCUGGAAUACAACAUUGGCAUCCAAGGAAGCCUUCCAGAGGAGCUGGGUCAGUUGAAUGACACACUGCAAGUGCUAUUGGUCACGGGCACUUCCUUGGAAGGGGAAAUCCCAGCUGACCUGUGUCCGGUGGAGGAACUCGAAUUUGAUUGUUCCCCCUCUAAUUCUUCCUCCCCCGCACUUUGUGGUUGUGAUUGUGCAUGUGGGUAG
Molecule: messenger RNA, 2079 nt
Organism: Seminavis robusta
Lineage: Eukaryota; Bacillariophyta; Bacillariophyceae; Naviculales; Naviculaceae
Source: the annotation of a GenBank genome assembly